This is a messenger RNA of Pseudoliparis swirei, 653 nucleotides long. Its product is annotated as ninjurin-1-like. The record is from RefSeq and is a predicted model, not a curated record. The transcript has 2 exons. Gene Ontology annotation, cellular component: membrane. NCBI's taxonomy places the organism in Eukaryota, Metazoa, Chordata, Actinopteri, Perciformes, Liparidae. Bases 16 to 312 code for a protein of 98 amino acids. Gene Ontology annotation, biological process: tissue regeneration; cell adhesion.
AGCGCGGCCGAGAGCAUGCUGGACGUGGCUCUGCUGAUGGCCAACGCUUCCCAGCUGAAGGUCGUGCUGGAGCAGGGGGCGGACUUCCACUUCUACGCCCCCGUCGUCACCCUCAUCAGCAUCUCCCUCUGCCUGCAGGUCGCAGUCGGGGUCCUGCUCGUCUUCAUAGUCCGUUGGAACCUGAAUGAUGAACAAAAGCAGCGGAGGCUGAGCACGAUGGAAACCGUGGCCACCGGCCUGGUCUUCAUCAUCGUGGCAGUCAACGUCUUCAUCACAGCCUUUGGAGUUCGCGGCCCGAACCGUGGCGACUGACUGACCGCACACACACAAACACACACACACACACACACACAGAGACACACACACGGUAUUCUCUCGGUUUCUGCUGCUCACAUAUAUUCUUUAUGCUCCUCCCUCUCUCACAAAGGUAGCUUCUCUCCUGCCUUACUAUGCCGUUGUCUCCUAUAGACAUCCGUGUAGUCAGCAUGUUUUAUUUUGGGUCCUGACCCCUCACAACCCACCCCUCCCCCUCCCUGACCUACAAACACACUGACCUCUCCAGGCUCUCAGAGAAAUUUCCAAUGGAGGGGGGGCGACUCACUCCAGAAGAUCAUUGUCCUGCACCAAGACAAAACAAGCGAACCAGAGGGAAC